Alternaria novae-zelandiae is the source of this 1359-nucleotide messenger RNA. RefSeq lists its product as uncharacterized. The coding region runs from base 1 to 1359 and encodes 452 amino acids. Lineage: Eukaryota; Fungi; Ascomycota; Dothideomycetes; Pleosporales; Pleosporaceae. The transcript has a single exon. The record is from RefSeq and is a predicted model, not a curated record.
AUGAAUUCACCAGUCACUUCCGGCGAGGGAACCUUCGAUCCAGGCCAGGCAGUAUCGCAAGCCUACCACGACGCAGCUGAUGAGAGCAGAAGCUCUUCUGAUACACUGCCUUUGCAAACCAUACCCAAAGACGACGAUGUUAGCCUGAGGACAGAAGCUUUAGACCGUCUGAGAUGGAACGUCCUCGCCUCACCAUCGACAGUCGAGGUCAUCGACCUCAACAAAGCAAGCGAGCUCAACGAAGCAAACGAGCUAUGCUGGAAACUCCUGUUAGCAGACCCCAAGCAUCCUCUAGCCGAAGACCCAGUAACCUCACCACCAACUUCCCGCAUCCCUAUCAUGCUAGCCAUGAUCGAUCACUGGGAAUGCUUGGGUAUGAUCGACGAGAGUCCACCACCUUUACUCAUUCAUAACACAGACAGACGAGCUAUCACUGUUGAGCAAUUUGUCACAGAAGUUUCAGCAUAUGCGAAAAGCUUGCGAGAGUUGAUUGACGAGAUUGAGAAUGUGAGUUCGGCGGCGGAAAAGGAGAGCCGUUGUCUUUACUAUGAUUCAGCUGAUGGAUUGGAGAGCCUGUAUAGUGGUGGCAUGGAAGAUGUCUUUCCUCUUCACUUCAUGUCUAGCCGGUCAAAUUCAGCGGAAGAGUUCAGGAGAGAAUGGAUGAAAAGAGAAAGGCUGUUCAAAGAACAUCUGUCUUGCAAACCUACAAAUGGAAUCCACAUCGCGACAGGGUCGAUAGAUUUCGCCGAGGCAAGUAGGAACUUCCGCCUCCUUCCUGAAGAGGUUCCUCGUGAGGAGGAGAGCCUCUUGCACACGAGUGCUUUAGACCGCCUACGUUGGGACCUACUCGCCCCACCAUCUACCGUUCUAAUCAUCGACUCCAAUGAAGAGGGCGAGCCGAGCUGGCGGCCGAUGCUGGUGGAUCCAAAGCACCCCCUAGCUGAUGAAGCUGUUACCGAAGUACCGCGUUCACGAAUGUGUGUAGCAUUUGACAUGGUCGAAGCUUGGGAGUGCUGGGAGAGGUACGAUGACAAUCCACCCCCACCGCCUCUGCUCAUCGAGAAUUCCGAUGAAAAAGCCAUCACUAUCGAGCAGUUCAUCGUCAAGGUCUCCCGAUACGCUCAAAGCUUGCGGGAGACGAUUUUCGAAUGCGAGGGUCGCGCUCUGUCGGGGUCCAAGGGCGCGUGUCUUUGGUUCGAUGCGGCAUUUGGACCGAAACGGAAGGAUGCCGAAGACCCAGAUAUCUUGUUCCUCGUCGGAUUCACGUCCAAUUUCUGGUUCUCGAGCAGCCAAAUUGAAGCGGACCAUGUUCAGAAGGAGAAGAAUUUUAUCGAAUCGCUUAAAGUAGAGCAGAAUUAA